AUGGAAAGAACAACACCUGAAAGUACCGACGGUAAUCAUAUGAAAUAUGAUUACCAAGACCAGAUCCCCCAGAUUGACAAGGGCGAGGGAGAUAUCAUUGACGAGAACUAUGCUAUUAAUGAGCAAAGUCUUGUACGAAAGCUUGAUAUGACCCUCAUGCCUAUGGUAUUUGUCUUAUAUUUGCUCAAUUAUUUGGAUCGAAACAACAUCGCUCAAGCCAAAUUGGAUACAAUCGAAGAAGAACUGGGAUUAGAAGGAAAUGAAUACAAUAUUGCAAUUUCUAUCCUAAGCAUUGGUUAUGUCCUGAUGCAAGUUCCGAGUAACAUGCUCCUGACCCGUGUCAGACCGUCUAUUUACAUACCUCUUUGGGUCUGUAUUUGGUCAUGCCUCUCUGCCGCAACAGCUGCUGUUCAAAACUUCGCCGGCCUAACCGCUAUUCGCUUUUUCCUUGGAAUAUGUGAAGCGCCAUUUUUCCCAGGAGUAUUUUACUUGCUUUCAUGCUGGUAUACAAAAAAGGAGCUAGCACUUCGAUACGCUGUUUUAUAUUCAGGGUUAGUCCUAGCCACCGCUUUCUCGGGCCUCCUAGCAGCCGGCAUUUUUGCUGGACUUGAAAACAAGCAAGGACUCGCAGGCUGGAGAUGGCUAUUUAUUAUCGAAGGACUAGUCAGCUUGGUGUUUGGACUGCUGGCUUUCUUCCUUCUUCCGGACUUUGUUGAAUCAGAGACUGGUAGUACAAAGUGGCUUUUCACUGAGUAUGAGCGCCACGUUGCAGUUGAGCGUAUGAGAAGAGAUGCCAUCUCAGUUGAAGAUGACAAUCACUCAUUACUACGUGGUCUCAAAGCUUCAGUGAUUGACCCAAAAGUCUGGCUUUUUGUGAGUUAUGUUCUACGCCAUCAUGUUAAGAAUCUGUAUUUUGAAAAGAGACUUGAGCAUAUAGCUAAUUUGACGAAACAGGCAUUGAUGCUAUGUGCAAACCAGACCGCUUAUGGUUUCAACUACUUCUACCCUUCCAUUGUCGAGGGCUUUGACCUCGGCACUCGCACUAUCACUCUCGUUUGCACAGCUCCUCCCUACAUCGUGGGUGCUAUAGUUGCCUACCUGAUUGCCUGGUCUAGCGAUCGUAGAGGUUGGCAUAUUGCGCUACCUAUCAUCGUUGCCACUGUCGGUUUCAUCAUCAGUGUGUCAGUGCUAAGCAUUCCAGCCCGCUAUUGUGCUUCUUUUCUGUACAUCAGCGGUGUAUUUGGGGCCAAUGCUACACUAUAUGGUUGGGCGGCAAGUAGUGUGAGCAGUACCCCGGAGAAGAAAGCUUGCGCUACAGCUAUCAUCAACGUCAUUGGCCAGUUUGGCAGCAUCUGGAGUCCUUAUUUCUUCAAUUCCAAUGACGCACCUCGCUAUACAACUGCGAUGCUACUGCUCAUGGCCUUCUGUGUGCUUGAGGCACUCUUGUGCUUCGCCAUGAAGUUUUUGUUACGCAAGGAAAACAAGAAGAUUUUGGAGCGAUUUGAUGGAUAUGGAGCCGCUCCUAAUCUUUACACGCUUUGA
Penicillium brevicompactum is the source of this 1542-nucleotide messenger RNA. RefSeq lists its product as uncharacterized. The coding region runs from base 1 to 1542 and encodes 513 amino acids. The record is from RefSeq and is a predicted model, not a curated record. Gene Ontology annotation, cellular component: membrane. Gene Ontology annotation, biological process: transmembrane transport. The transcript is spliced from 4 exons. NCBI's taxonomy places the organism in Eukaryota, Fungi, Ascomycota, Eurotiomycetes, Eurotiales, Aspergillaceae. Gene Ontology annotation, molecular function: transmembrane transporter activity.